This is a messenger RNA of Pistacia vera, 921 nucleotides long. RefSeq lists its product as uncharacterized. The transcript has a single exon. Gene Ontology annotation, cellular component: nucleus; cytoplasm. The coding region runs from base 1 to 921 and encodes 306 amino acids. The record is from RefSeq and is a predicted model, not a curated record. NCBI's taxonomy places the organism in Eukaryota, Viridiplantae, Streptophyta, Magnoliopsida, Sapindales, Anacardiaceae.
AUGUCAGCACCUCGGCUUCGUGAAACCAUUGUUGAUUGUCUCUAUGAACUGCAAUCAGAUUCCGACGAAGUUCAACAGAAAGCUCUCCAAACCCUAGCUUCCAUUACUAAAGUCAGUCCUCGAAACAGGAGUUUGCUAGCACAAACAGAUGGAGCAAUAUCAACCCUUCUCGAGCUCUCAGAAUCAUCCUCUACCUUCAUCCAAACUCUCUCGUUGUCCAUUCUUUUCAACCUGUCCCUGAAUCCUGACCUUAAGCUCUCUCUGGCAGAGAUGGAAACCAUUCAUCUUCUCAAUGCAGUAAUUGAGUCCCCAGCUUCCCCAGAAUCCAGCAAAUUAGCUUCCUCUCUGAUCUGCAGCUUGGCAAUGCUAGACAAGAACAAGGCAAAGUUUGGCGUAGCCGGUACCAUACAGUUGCUUGUGAAGGAAGUUUCAGCACCAAAUGGUCCUGCUGGCCAUCAUCUCCUUAGUUGUUUGGCUGAGCUAGUGCACUUCCAUGGGAAUUGCACUCUAGCAGUCCGAUCAGAAGCUGUCACGAUACUAAUCCAAGUAAUAGGAAACACGGAAACUGAGGAUCUAGCUGGAACUUCGCUUGCCGUUCUUGGUCUUCUUGCAAGGUUUGAUGAAGGGUUGAAUGCUUUGAGAAAAACAGACCAGAUUGUGAGUUCAAUGUUUGAUGUGUUAAAAAGGAGGUGCAUGUUUAGUAAGGAGGGUGCAGCUGAAAUUCUGAUUCGCCUGUUUGAUGAAAGUGAGGGUUGUGUGAGAGAUGCAUUACGGCUAUCGGAAUCCUCAAGUGUGCUGGCCGAUCUUUCAAUCAGGGGAUCAGCUAUAGCUCGUGAAAGGGCUGGUCAGUUGAUGAAGAAGAUGAUGGAAGCUAAUUUGGAAUCAUAUAGUGAUGGAAACUCCAUGUUUUAUCAAUGGUAA